GCUCUUUCCCUUUUUCCUCGUCCAUCCUUCCAAGCGAGUCCAAAAAACUUCAACUUAUACAUAGUACCCCCAAGAAGAACUACUACGUCUACACCACAAGCAGUUCCUCCUUCCAACUACUUCAACUCCAAUAAACAAGUCUUCAACUACGAAAAACAAGAUGUCGUCCUGUUGUAUGGGUGGUGCGCCCUCUAAGGGGUACCCGAGUAGCCUACCGAUGCCGGCACAUAUGUUAAGGGUUUCCACAUUGGAUCCUUCACCGCCAUCCUUAGCUCCUUUUCAAGGGGGAAAUAGGCUCCGGAUGUUCUGAAGAAUGUAAUGCGGAAGUACUUAUCUAAAUACGGCGCCAGGACAAGUAACCACCUUGGGCCGUCAGCUACCCUACGGCGUCUUCGACAUGAGCACGAAAGAUACUACACCUGGUUAUGACACUGAGUAAUGCUACUCUUUACUAUUUAACGCGUAACAAUAGGCGGUUGAGCACUAAAGAUACUAGACCUGGUUAUGACUCUGAGCUGCACUAGAACAAUUUGUUACUGUAGACUGUAAGUCUUUCUUGAGCUAUUUCAUUAAGCCUUUGAGAUUGAGGUUGAAGCGUAUUAAUGUGUGCAAGAAAUGUUUGAUUUCUGAGGUAUGUAAACAAGCGAG
Molecule: messenger RNA, 648 nt
Organism: Amoebophrya sp. A25
Lineage: Eukaryota; Dinophyceae; Syndiniales; Amoebophryaceae
Source: the annotation of a GenBank genome assembly